Molecule: messenger RNA, 1158 nt
Organism: Aspergillus melleus
Lineage: Eukaryota; Fungi; Ascomycota; Eurotiomycetes; Eurotiales; Aspergillaceae
Product: Transcription factor
Exons: 4
Coding region: 1-1158 (385 amino acids)
Cellular component (GO): nucleus
Molecular function (GO): RNA polymerase II transcription regulatory region sequence-specific DNA binding
Source: RefSeq, a predicted model, not a curated record
AUGCACCCAAUGCCCCGAAGCGUCGAUAUCCAGGAUGCUGCUGGCCAGCAAAUGCCCACUCAUGGGCUUUCGUCCUCGUCUGUGAAUCCGGUGCAGCAUGGCAACAUCCCGGAUUCUUCAGGGCAAGGGCUUGCGAACCCCCAACAGCUCCUUGGUUACAAUGAAUGGGUUGGAGGGCAAAGCCAAUUCCAAGACAUGCACACGUUCCAUCCUUCAUACAUGUUCAAUGCACAUGAAGUCACGAACGAAUACAAUCUGCUUGGAGACUUCCUGAGCAACAGUCUGCUGGAUGAUGGGGCCAUGUUCCAAAACGAUGAUCUACAGGGGAUAUAUUCCGACCCGACGUUGAUCAACUCCAUGGCUACACUCGGCGGUGGCUCCAAUGCAACCCUUCUUCGACAAGCCCAGCCUUCUCAGCCGGCUCCUAGCCACCAAAACCAGGGAGAACCCAUCCAGCAAGGCCAGAAUACCGUAGUGGGCAACGACAAAGCGAGGGAGACAUAUUACAUGACUGCAGCCGAUCCGUCGGGCUCUGAUCCUCCUGAAGAGCGAAUGAACAAACUCCUCAAAGCCAAGUACGAUGCAGGACUCCUGCGGCCUUUCAACUAUGUCAAGGGUUAUGCGAGGUUGAACCAGUACAUGGAAAAACAUCUGCAACAACCCUCACGCCAGAAGAUUCUCCGGCAACUAGACAAAUUCCGGCCCAAGUUUCGAGAGAGGAUGCAGAGUCUUACUGACAUCGAACUGAUCCUGGUGGAGAUGUGGUUCGAACGAAGUUUGAUGGAAUAUGAUCGCGUUUUCGCCAGUAUGGCUAUCCCUGCAUGUUGUUGGAGACGAACUGGCGAAAUCUUCCGGGGGAACAAGGAAAUGGCAGAACUAAUCGGUGUUCCGAUUGAGAACCUGAGAGACGGUAAGCUGGCUAUUCAUGAAAUAAUCGUGGAAGAUCAGCUUGUCAGCUAUUGGGAAAAAUUCGGAGCGAUUGCAUUCGAUAAUACCCAGAAAGCUAUGCUUACUAGCUGCACCUUGAAAAAUCCCGAGUCUAACUCUCCUGGUGAUGGCAUUCCAUGCUGUUUCUCAUUCACGAUACGAAGAGACAAUCACAAUAUCCCGUCACUCAUCAUCGGGAAUUUUUUACCCUCUCGGCGAAAGAGUAAAUGA